UUAAUUGGAUUCAAAUCUAAAAUUUUAAUAAAAACACACUUCGAGGAUCUAAACGCUUAAACCAAAACCCAAAACUAACGCAUCCGAUCAAUCCCAUUAUUCUAUAGUUACUUUUCUUAAACACCGAAUUUUGUGUAACAUUUCCCAUCUAUUUGAAGUUACCCGAUUUAAUUUUAUUUUCUAAAACCUUACCCCGUUCUCAAUUCGUGGCCAUGGCUUCCCUCCUCCCAACUCACCCUCUUCUACUUCAUCAUCCUACCGGUUCUGCACUUGCUGCCGUUCCAAGCGGCUGCUUCCGUCAACCAUCCUCCUUCAACCCGGCUCUCUCCUCCAUCCACCGGACUAAGGCGGGCUUUUCAUCCUCACAACAUGAAUUAGCUUCUCCUGCUGAUUUUGAAUUUGAGGCCCCUCUUAAAGUAUUGAAAUAUCCCGACCAAAAACUAAGGAAAAAGAAUAAACGCAUUGCAACCUUUGAUGAUAGUACAAAGAAACUUGUCCAUGAAAUGUUCGAUGUAAUGUACAAAACUGAUGGUAUUGGCCUCUCAGCACCCCAAGUAGGGGUUAACGUUCAACUUAUGGUUUUCAACCCGGUAGGUGAACGUGGUGAAGGAGAAGAAAUAGUUCUUAUAAAUCCAAAAGUCAGAAAAUACUCAAUGAACCGGACACUAUAUAAUGAGGGUUGUCUAUCUUUCCCCGGCAUUAAUGCUGAUGUAAAGCGACCAGAAUCUGUGAAGAUUGAUGCACGUGAUGUCAAUGGUAUGCGGUUUUCAAUCAGUUUGUCUGGCCUUCCAGCACGAAUAUUCCAACAUGAAUUUGACCAUCUCGAGGGAAUCCUUUUCUUUGAGAGAAUGACAGACGAAGUUCUUGAUAGUAUUCGUGCACAGUUACAGGCCCUUGAAAUGAAGUAUGAGGAAAUGACUGGAUUCCCAAGUCCUGAAAAGAUAGAAAGUCGCAGGAGAAGAAAGGUUGCGACUGGCUUUGGGAAAUCAAAACCUUUAAGAUAAAGUCAAUGUUAUACUCAUCAUAUACCAGAAUUCCAAGCUUGAGACUGAAUUCAUUCAGUAAAACCACAGAUUGUCACAAAUGCUGCAUAUGGAUAUGUAUCAUAUAUAGAAGAUAGAUAUGGAUGUAGAAAAUUGAAAGGUCUCAUUCAUCUAUGGGUGGACUAUCUAAUUGCUUCUAUAGGCAUCACUAGUAGUGCAUAGUCAUCAAAGACAUCUCUUAUCAUCAAAGCCACCGUCACGUAUUCAUGUUGUUCUGAAGGGAGGAAUUCUUCAAUGACCAUUCCUCUUGUAUUGUGUUGGUUGGUGUCAAUUAUUUCAUCUCUUUAACUACUGUGUUGUUUAAAAUCUAUGACAUGGAUGGUUUUAGUACUGUUUAAUUAUCAUUCUUUCGGGCUUUCUACAAAUUCAUGUAGAGCUCCUAUGUGAUGAUUUGAGCUGAUAAUAUUUGAACAUUUAGGUGAUACUACAACAUUGAAUAAAACAAUUUAUAUAUUUUCUUCAA
Molecule: messenger RNA, 1506 nt
Organism: Lathyrus oleraceus (garden pea)
Lineage: Eukaryota; Viridiplantae; Streptophyta; Magnoliopsida; Fabales; Fabaceae
Product: peptide deformylase 1B, chloroplastic/mitochondrial
Exons: 7
Coding region: 213-1004 (263 amino acids)
Biological process (GO): peptidyl-methionine modification
Cellular component (GO): chloroplast
Molecular function (GO): peptide deformylase activity
Source: RefSeq, a predicted model, not a curated record